GGAAAAUACGUCUCCCUAAGCCAUAUCUGAACUAAGCAUCUAAUAUUACAGAAAUAGGUAACUGGUUUGGUGGAUGGGGGAAUGUUGUGUACCUGGACUUCAGCAAGGAUUUUGACCCAGUUCCACAUGACAUUCUGGAGAAUUGAUUAAGUCUCGCCCAGUUUACGACGUGACCCUGAACAGACAGCCAUCUCCACCAUGAAGCUGACAGUUGUCUUCACGCUUGUCACCCUGGCGCUUUGCUGCUACUCAGCUUCUGCUAUCACAGGCAUGGAUGACAAUCCUCUGCCAGGCGUCGGGACAACUCUUGUGCCAGGCCCUGUGUCAGACCUUGUGUCAGACGUCGUGCCAACUAUUGUGUCAGACGUCGUGCCAACUAUUGUGUCAGCGUCUGUGUCAGACCUUGUGUCAGACGUCGUGCCAACUAUUGUGUCAGACGUCGUGCCAACUAUUGUGUCAGCAUCUGUGUCAGACCUUGUGUCAGACGUCGUGCCAACUAUUGUGUCAGACGUCGUGCCAACUAUUGUGUCAGCAUCUGUGUCAGACCUUGUGUCAGACGUCGUGCCAACUAUUGUGUCAGACGUCGUGCCAACUAUUGUGUCAGCGUCUGUGUCAGACCUUGUGUCAGACGUCAUGCCAACUAUUGUGUCAGACGUCGUGCCAACUAUUGUGUCAGCGUCUGUGUCAGACCUUGUGUCAGACGUCGUGCCAACUAUUGUGUCAGACGUCGUGCCAACUAUUGUGUCAGCGUCUGUGUCAGACCUUGUGUCAGACGUCAGGACAACUCUUGGGCCAACUGUUGUGUCGGAGCUGGUGCCAACACUUAGACCAAACCUUGUUUCUGUUCCUGUCAAGAUCCUGAAAGACCUGCUUGAAGGGAUGCGGGGCUGUGUGAAGAAGUUCACCCCCAAGGCGCUCUCUGCGCUUAAGAAACUGCAGCGUAUAUUGAAGAUCCAGCAAAAACAUUCCUGGAGAAAGCCGGGCAAGCAUCACGGAUGAAUGAAUACCAGACACCUCCUUCGUCUUUCUCGUUAAAUUCAGCUUUUCUCUUAUCUCUGCAUGCAGCCAAGCUCCCUGUGCUCUCACCUCCCUGGGAGGGCUCAGCAUCGCUCCAAUCAUUGGUUUCAAUAAACUACCUGCAAUGCA
Messenger RNA from Malaclemys terrapin pileata, 1146 nucleotides. RefSeq lists its product as uncharacterized. The record is from RefSeq and is a predicted model, not a curated record. The coding region runs from base 199 to 999 and encodes 266 amino acids. Lineage: Eukaryota; Metazoa; Chordata; Testudines; Emydidae. The transcript has 5 exons.